Molecule: messenger RNA, 783 nt
Organism: Aphidius gifuensis
Lineage: Eukaryota; Metazoa; Arthropoda; Insecta; Hymenoptera; Braconidae
Product: chymotrypsin-1-like
Exons: 4
Coding region: 28-783 (251 amino acids)
Biological process (GO): proteolysis
Molecular function (GO): serine-type endopeptidase activity
Source: RefSeq, a predicted model, not a curated record
UUAAUUUUUUUUUCUAACAUAUUUAAAAUGAAUUUUUUAAUUAAAUUUUUAACUAUAAUUUUAGCACUGGUAUUAAUUGUUGAUUGUAAAUCACCGAGAAAAAUAAAAUCAGGUUUAAGAGCUGGUUAUAAUGAAUUUCCACAUCAAGUGUCACUUCGUUUAAAUGGUAAACAUAUUUGUGGUGGAAGUAUAAUUGAUACAUGGCAUAUAUUAACAGCAGCACAUUGUGUUGUUGGUGAACAAUAUACUGGUGAUAUUAAAAUAUUAAGUGGUACUGUUGAUCAAGUCAAUGCACAUACUGGUCAAGUUCAUGAUGUCGCCAGGAUUGUUUAUCACAAGGAUUUUAAUGCAGCUUUUUAUGAAAAUGAUAUUGCUAUUAUAACGUUGAAAUCACGAAUGGUAUUUAAUCAAUAUCAAAAACCAAUAACAUUAUCACGUUAUGAUGUACCAAUUGGUACACCAGUUGUUGUUAGUGGAUGGGGUUCACAAAAAAUAAAUUCAGGUUUAAAUUCUCAAUAUUUACAAAAAUUACAUACUAAAAUAAUAAGUAAUGAAGAGUGUCAAAAACGUGAUGGAAAAUUUACAAUUGGACAUGAAAUUAUUUGUGCAAGAAAGAGUCAAGGUUACAGUAUUUGUCAAGGUGACAGUGGAGGUCCAUUAAUUUACAAAGGAGUUCUCAUUGGAAUUGCAGCUAGAAGUUUUUGUGAUGGUGUACAUCCUGAUAUAUUUACACGUGUUUCAAGUUAUAUCAAAUGGAUCUCAUGGAAUACAUCAACACGUUAA